Soboliphyme baturini is the source of this 480-nucleotide messenger RNA. Lineage: Eukaryota; Metazoa; Nematoda; Enoplea; Dioctophymatida; Soboliphymatidae. The record is from the annotation of a GenBank genome assembly.
AUGGUUAGACUCUCGUCAACGAAACGCGAAGGCUCUGGAAUCCUGAACUUCCGCUGGUGGAAACCAUUCUACUCAGGCGUGGAUGGCACACCUCUCUCUCAGCUUGAUGUUGGUAUUCUGGUAGAACCCAACCUCGUAGGGAGAAUCAUUGACUGGAAGCCUGUCAGCGGAAGGGUGACCUUCCUUGAGGAAGUGCAGUGUGCUCUGUCCGAAGUGCCGAAUACACAGUCCCUCAUACUGACGGGCGAUUUUAAUGCGCAAGUCGGAGUAGACGUUGAAAAAUGUAACGGCGUGAUUGGGAAAAACGGCUCUAGCGACGUCAACAAUAACGGCAUGGAGUUGUUGCGGUUUCGUGCAAACAACGGAUUGUCCAUUAUGAACACCUUCUUCGAGCAGCGAAGAGCGCAGCAAUAUUCCUGGCAUCGGGGAGCUUGUGCACAUAAGUCGAUGAUCGAUUUGGUAAUCGCAUCGUCUAAUUAA